ACAGAAUAAGUCAUGAUAGGGAAUUUAAAGUUUGUUUGGAUAUACUAUUGGCUUUAAAAAAAGCAUUAAAUAUGUGUUUUGUAAGUAUUGACCAUCUUUUAUUUGGUCCCAUGUUCUAAGCAGCUGUAACUUUUCUCUGGAGGUUGAAAUCCUGAUGACCUUUAAAAUAAUAGUAAAAGUGUAUCAAACGUAUUUUUUUUUUCAAUUUGUCGCCAUGGAAGCUGUAUUUUUCCCCCACCGAAACAUUCUGUUGUAUUUUUCAAAUUCUAUUUGGUAUUUCAGAUUCUAAAUACUAAAUGAAGCAGUUGAACCUGUUGGACGAUGCGGAGAUGCUUCUCAGCUUCUGUUAGUGUCUCUAGUGCGUGCGUAGCAAUUCUUUUGAAUAAAAUAUUAAAUAUCAUCGUGUACUAACAUUUUUUGUAGUUUAUUUUGUAAAGUUAUCAUUUUUUAGAAGUUCAGUUUCCUUAGCGACGUUUUGUUUAUAUACUUUAUAAAAUUUUGAAGCGGGGGGACUGCGGGAUAAACCAUCUUUUUUUUACAGCGGCAACGUUGUUUCCAUGGCAAAAGGAAAAUAAACAUCAACACUGUGCCCCUAAGAAAUAACUUCAAAGAGCCAAUUGUCUUAUGAACUGUGCAGUAAAAUUUGCAAUAAAUGUUGUACCAAAAUUUCCGUUUAUUUUUGCAAUCUAGAGUUAGCCCUAGUAUUAGGGGACAAACUUACCGUUGCCUCUAUGUUCACCAAAACCUUUGCGGAGCUGAGAAAAGAGGAACGACACCGGUUAAGUCUGUGCAGCCAACUUCAAAGAAUGAUCAAGUCGGCGUUCCUUUAGGAGCCAAAGUUAAAGAUGCUGGUAAAACUGUCUGGUACACUGGAAUUGUUGUAUUAGGCUUCCUUGCAACUGGUGCCCUUCUUUUUGCUGUGUUUAAAGAACUUUUCUGGAGCGAAAGCCCUCAAUCAGUAUAUUCAGAUGCUUUAAAAAAAUGUACAGAGUAUCCCAGAAUGAAAGAUUUGCUUGGAGAACCAAUAACUGGAUUCUGUGAUGGGUCUGGGCGGAGAGGCCGUACUAAUCUCAGGCAUAGCUUGUACAUAAAGGAUGGUAUAGAACACCUACAAAUCAGGUUCUAUGUCAAAGGGAUACGCAACCAAGCCACAGUUCAUGCGGUCAUGGAAAAAAAAGACGGAAAAUUCGAAUACAAAUACUUGGUGGCAGAGACAGAAAAUUAUCCCAAAGAAAAGAUUUUUUUAAUUGAUAACAGAAAACAUGAAUUGAACUUUCAGGAAUUUUAAGUAGCUUCAGAGAAAAAAUUGGUAAUAAAUAAAUCAUUUACUUGUAAAUUGUGUGUAUUUUUAAAACUCUCAUUGGCUGGAAUUCUUCAGUCAGAAGAUGCGAUGGACGGUAUGGUUUUACAUAUUUAAGAUGCACUUUCACAAAAAAUGUGUCAUUGGAAAAACUACCAUUAUGAGCGUCCUAUAAACUUAUAGGCAACAAUUGCUAAUACACCAAUAAAAAUGA
Daphnia pulex (common water flea) is the source of this 1514-nucleotide messenger RNA. Its product is annotated as mitochondrial import inner membrane translocase subunit Tim21-like. Bases 653 to 1288 code for a protein of 211 amino acids. The record is from RefSeq and is a predicted model, not a curated record. Gene Ontology annotation, cellular component: TIM23 mitochondrial import inner membrane translocase complex. The transcript has 4 exons. Gene Ontology annotation, biological process: protein import into mitochondrial matrix. NCBI's taxonomy places the organism in Eukaryota, Metazoa, Arthropoda, Branchiopoda, Diplostraca, Daphniidae.